CUGAGGUGAGCGGCGUGCGGCCUCUGGGCAGGGGGUGCGUGAGGGAAAACGCCGAGUUGCGAUAAGGAAUGAAAUCGGUUAUAAGUGUAUUGGUGAUACCAGUACAGGAGUGUUGUGUCUGGGUCAAGUGUGAGCACUGCUUAAAGGCUCUUGAAAACAAAGAGAAUGCCUCACAUGUCUACAGUGCAUGCAGACUUGGUGCCUCACUACCUUUUAUGGAAGCUGAAAGAAUGAAUCAGAGAAUGGCUUGGGUUGGAAGGGACCUCAAGGAUCGUCAAGCUCCAACCUCCACAUUCAAUACUAGACCAGUGUUGAGACUGCAUUCCAUAGAUCCAAACCUUGGGCUACUGUGAGCUGGAACAGAGGAGGAUCCUGAGUUCUACUAGCGACUGCAUAUCCUAAAGAAAAGAGAAAGAAUCCUUCCAUGUGCAUGAUCUCUGGGACUGGGCACUGGUCUACUUCGUAAGGAAAAGUUGAGCCAAGAAGUCUCCUGGAGCUGUACUGAUGCAACUGUUUGUGGGCUGUGAAUGCAAGCAGACUUUAAGAGCAGAAGUUAUUCCUCAGAUUCCUGAUAGCUUCGAGAACAGUGUUUGAGAUGUCUGCAAUUGAGAAGAUUGAGGAGCAGUUUGCCAGCCUGCGCAUAGCAAAGCGCUCUGUGCUAAGUGAGGAACCUGCUUACCUGCUGGAUAUAGACAUCUCUGGAUCUGCUCAGUCUGAAAGCAGUCGCUUUGUGGCAGUUUCAUGUUCCAAUAAAUCAAUUAGGGUCUUUAACAGAGAAACACUGAACUUCCUGCGGGAGUACAGCAGCUGUCCUGGGACACUUAGCGGUGUCAGAUUUGCACAUGUGUGUGACAGCUUGGUGUUUUCUGCAUGCAGUGAUGGUACAGUAAAAUGCUGGGAUAUUCGUUUAGCAACUCAGAAAGCUGCGCAGGUAUUUAGUGGCUAUCCUUCCAAUGUGUUUAUCAGUUUUGAUAUCAAUUGCAGUGAUUUCAUGAUUUGUGCUGGAACAGAAAAAGUAGAAACGGAUACAUUCCUGGUGUUCUGGGAUGCGAGAGGCAGCACAGACUGUGCCAGCACAGUCAGGGAACCUUUGGGAGUGUACUCAGAAAGUCACAAUGAUGAUGUCACUAAGAUUUGUUUUCAUCCUGUCAAACCCAGUUUGUUCGUUUCUGGGUCGACUGACGGCUUGGUUAACGUGUUUGAUAUUAACAAGGACAACGAAGACGAUGCUUUGAUAUCAACCUGUAAUUCAGAUUCAUCAGUAAGUUUUAUUGGCUGGUCUGGGAAAGAUUAUGAACAGAUCUACUGCACGACCCAUGAUGAGGGAUUUUGUUGGUGGGACCUUGCUCAGUUAGAUACUGAAGAACCAAUAAUGUUACUGCGUAUUCUGGAUGCCAGAGACUCAGUCUGCAUUGAAAAUGGCAGCUUAAAUUACCUGGUAGGAGGCAUGUACCAUGAAAAGGCAGACAGACUCUUUCUAAUUGGAGGAACGGCAACAGGAGAUGUUCACCUGAUAAGCUGCAGUGCUGCUGGGCUGAGCCUGGUGGGUACCCUUCCAGGGGGACACUCUGCCACCGUUCGCUCUUUCUGCUGGAACCUGGCAGAGGAGUCGCUGUUGACAGGAGGAGAGGAUGCCCAGCUGUUGCUGUGGAGGCCUGGAGCUGUGGAACGCUCUCUGGCAAAGAAGAUGUCCAUGAAGAUUGCUUCUUCUGUGCAAAAGAGAGUGAGAGUUCACAACAGUUCCCUCAAAAGCAGGAAAAAAUAAAAUUCUGGGAAUGGGAGCCUGCUCCAUAGAGGUUUUUCUGUUUGUUUUAUCCUUCCAGGCAAUACUUGGCUGCUGCUUUAUUUGGAGGUGUUCUGUGGAAAGAACUGCAAUACAUGAAUUCUGUUUGGAAACUUGCACUUGCAUCAGUCAUCAGAGGAGUGUCUUUUUUUUUAAAGUUGCUAAUAUUAAUUUGAAAAGAGUAAAUGUUUGCUCACUGGUUCAUGAAGAAUACAUCUUCAAUCAGUUUUUAUAAAAAUACUUUUUAUGGUUGUUUAGUGUCUCAGCCAACAUUUUAAUGCAUAAUAUAGGCCUGUGACUUGCAUAAUUUGUUACUUUCCCAGUGAAAUUCCCUGUCAUGAUUUAAAAGCUUUUGUAUUUCAAGCUAUGUUUUUCUUUCUUUACAGAGAACUUAAUGAAAUUUCUCAAGAUAUUAAAAGAUUUUACGUUGCUUCUUAA
This is a messenger RNA of Meleagris gallopavo (turkey), 2221 nucleotides long. Lineage: Eukaryota; Metazoa; Chordata; Aves; Galliformes; Phasianidae. The record is from RefSeq and is a predicted model, not a curated record.